GGUGGAGGCGGCGGCAGUGGCGGCGGCGGCGGCGGCGGCAGAGGAGGAGGAGAAACAGCAGUGAGCCGAGGCGGCGGCAGCGGCCCGAGCAGGAGCCCGAGUGGCAGCCGGCGGCCGCACGAGCCACGGGCUGCGCGGGGGCGGCCCGGAGCGCCCCGGGUCCCCGAGCCCCGCUUGUCCGCCGCGCUCCGAAGAUGGUGGCGGCGCCGUGCGCCCGGAGGCUGGCCCGGCGCUCGCACUCGGCGCUGCUCGCGGCACUCACCGUGCUGCUGCUGCAGACGCUGGUCGUGUGGAAUUUCAGCAGCCUCGACUCUGGGGCCGGGGAGCGCCUCGGGGGCGCAGCGGUCGGCGGCGCCGAGCAGCCGCCUCCAGCCCCGGCCCCGCGCCGCGAGCGCCGGGACCUGCCCGCCGAGCCCGCUGCAGCCCGUGGAGGAGGCGGCGGCAGCCGCGGAGGACGGGGGCCCCCAGCGCGGGCACGGGGAGGCGGCGCCGGAGAACCCUGGGCACAGCAGCCGGCCAGCCGAGGGGCACUGCCCGCACACGCUCUGGACCCACACCCAAGUCCACUGAUCUCCCUGGAGACCCAGGAUGGCUACUUCUCUCACCGGCCAAAAGAGAAAAUGCGAACAGACAGCAACAAUGAGAACUCGGUCCCCAAAGAUUUUGAGAAUGUGGACAACAGCAACUUCGCACCAAGGACUCAAAAGCAGAAGCACCAGCCUGAGCUGGCAAAGAAGCCCCCAAGCAGACAGAAGGAGCUUUUGAAGAGAAAGCUACAGCAGGAGAAGGGGAGGGGACAUUCAUUCCCAGGCAAAGGCACCAACGAAGUGCUGCCUCCCGGUGAGGGAGCUCCAGUGAACAGCAGCCGUGGCAAAGAUGCCCCCGGCCAGCCCCACACCAGGAAAAGCGGUGGUAGCUCCCCUGAGCUCAAGUAUGACCAGCCCCCCAAGUGCGACAUCUCGGGCAAGGAGGCCAUCUCUGCCCUGUCUCGCGCUAAGUCCAAACACUGCCGCCAGGAGAUCGGGGAGACCUACUGCCGCCACAAGCUCGGGCUGUUGAUGCCAGAGAAGGUGACUCGGCUCUGCCCCCUGGAAGGCAAAGCCAACAAGAAUGUCCAAUGGGAUGAGGAUUCCGUGGAGUACAUGCUGGCCAACCCGGUCCGAAUUGCUUUUGUCCUGGUGGUCCACGGCCGUGCCUCUCGGCAGCUGCAGCGCAUGUUCAAGGCCAUUUACCACAAAGACCACUUCUACUAUAUCCAUGUGGACAAGCGCUCCAAUUACCUGCACCGCCAAGUGCUCCAGUUCGCCAGCCAGUACGACAAUAUCCGUGUCACCCCCUGGCGGAUGGCCACCAUCUGGGGAGGAGCCAGCCUCCUGUCCACAUACCUACAGAGCAUGCGGGACCUCCUGGAGAUGACCGACUGGCCCUGGGACUUCUUCAUCAACCUCAGCGCAGCCGACUACCCCAUCAGGACAAAUGACCAGCUGGUGGCAUUUCUCUCCCGAUACCGAGAUAUGAAUUUCUUGAAGUCACACGGCCGGGACAAUGCAAGGUUCAUCAGGAAACAGGGCCUGGACCGGCUUUUCCUGGAGUGUGACGCCCACAUGUGGCGCCUGGGGGACCGGCGGAUCCCAGAGGGCAUUGCUGUGGAUGGUGGUUCGGAUUGGUUCCUGCUGAACCGGAAGUUUGUGGAGUAUGUGACAUUCUCUACAGAUGAUCUGGUGACUAAAAUGAAGCAGUUCUACUCCUACACCCUGCUUCCUGCUGAGUCCUUCUUCCACACAGUCCUGGAGAAUAGUCCUCACUGCGACACCAUGGUGGACAACAACCUGCGCAUCACCAACUGGAACCGCAAGCUGGGCUGCAAGUGCCAGUACAAACACAUCGUGGACUGGUGCGGCUGCUCCCCCAACGACUUCAAGCCCCAGGACUUCCACCGCUUCCAGCAGACAGCCAGGCCCACCUUCUUUGCCCGCAAGUUCGAAGCCGCGGUGAAUCAGGAGGUCAUCGGGCAGCUGGACUAUUAUCUGUACGGGAACUACCCUGCGGGCACCCCUGGCCUCCGCUCCUACUGGGAGAAUGUCUACGAUGAGCCCGAUGGCAUCCACAGCCUGGGCGACGUGGCGCUCACCUUGUACCACGCCUUCGCCCGCCUGGGCCUCCGGCGGGCUGAGAACUCGCUGCACACAGACCGGGAGAACAGCUGCAGGUACUAUCCAAUGGGCCACCCAGCCUCUGUCCACCUCUACUUCCUUGCUGACCGCUUCCAGGGCUUUCUGAUCAAGCAUCAUGCUACCAACCUGGCAGUGAGCAAACUCGAGACACUGGAGACAUGGGUGAUGCCCAAGAAAGUCUUCAAGAUCGCAAGUCCACCCAGUGACUUUGGGAGGCUUCAGUUUUCUGAGGUCGGCACUGACUGGGACGCCAAGGAGCGGCUCUUCCGAAACUUUGGGGGUCUCCUGGGGCCCAUGGAUGAGCCAGUGGGCAUGCAGAAGUGGGGGAAGGGCCCCAACGUCACUGUGACCGUCGUCUGGGUGGAUCCCGUCAACAUAAUCGCAGCCACCUAUGACAUCCUGAUUGAGUCCACUGCUGAGUUUACCCACUACAAGCCCCCUUUGAACUUGCCUCUGAGGCCUGGGGUGUGGACAGUGAAAAUUCUCCACCACUGGGUGCCAGUUGCAGAGACCAAAUUCCUCAUCGCACCUCUGACCUUCUCCAACAGGCAGCCCAUCAAGCCGGAGGAGGCACUAAAGCUGCACAACGGGCCACACCGCAGCGCCUACAUGGAGCAGAGCUUCCAGAGUCUGAACCCCGUCCUCAGCCUGCCCAUCAGCCCUGCCCAGGUGGAGCAGGCUCAGAAGAACGCAGCCUCCACCGGUACUGCACUGGAGCACUGGCUGGACUCACUGGUUGGCGGGAUGUGGACCGCCAUGGACAUCUGUGCCACAGGCCCCACUGCCUGCCCGGUCAUGCAGACCUGCAGCCAGACGGCCUGGAGUUCCUUCAGCCCUGACCCUAAGUCAGAGCUGGGGGCGGUCAAACCUGAUGGCCGGCUCAGGUAGCACCAGGCAUGCGUGGGUCCCAGCGGAUGUCAAAGGGAACACAGCCAGAGGGCUGGUGGGGCCUGGACCGUGGCCUCCCACCCAGGGGGUACCUUUUGUGGGAGGGGCUCUCCUAGCCAUACAAUAAUGGAGAAGGGAGGUUCUGAGGCCAAAGCAGGAUCUGCUGAUAACCUGCAUUUGGCAAGCUGGCUCCUGGGGGUGUGGUCUUACCUCUUCUGGCUGAUCCUCAAGUCCUACAGGGUCCUUGUCUUCCCCCUCCAAAGACCCAACCCCCCAGACAAGUAAUUCUCAAACUUUUACUUUGAGCAGCAGAACUCUGUUUACUGAGAGCAGCUGUGGGUAGAAUUGAGGCUCAGAUGAAAUCCAGGCUGCUCUGGUUGAAGCUGGGGAGAGGGAGGUUCUUUCCCAAAGCUCAGCCCACUGGGCAGCCCCUUUGCCAAGGGCAUCUCCUGAGGUACCUCUUCAGAACCUAAGGGCUCUGCAAAACCCAGUUUGAAAAGCACUGCCCAGACGGUGGGUUUGAUCCACAGCCCCACCCUUCGGCUCAUCAUUCCACCCCUCUGGUCCAAGACACCCUCGUGCCAGCCCUGAAAUGACAGGCCACAGAAAGUCAUGCUCAUGAGCCCCUCUCUAGGGAGGGUGGGUGGCUUGAAGCUUCCCACCCUGGAGCUGUUCUUAGCAACUAGAUGAGCAAGAAAGCCUUUUGGUGUGACAUCACUGAGGUCCACCGAACUGUGACUGCCAGUGUCCUGGGUUCCAGGCCACCCUCCCUCAAGGAAAAAUGGGAUGAUGAAGAACUUUGAGUCUCCAGCCGCUCAUGAGCCAGGAGACCAAGACCAUGACCUUGUUGAUCCUUGACAGUGGGAACACAGGGGUCAAUGGCCAUGAAACUCAUAUAGAGAUUGUUUGGGCCAGACAGCGCAGCAGUAUCCAUCACCUGCCUGAGCCUUUCCGUUCUGAGGUCAGGCGCCCAGAGCUUCGUGAACCAACCGCACACUCGAUGCUGUUGGGAGUAGCCAAAUCGCGUGGACCAGACUUGCCACAUCAAGGAAAAAGCACUUCCGAUUUGGCUUUUAAAUUCAUGCCCUUCUUUAUCUGAGAUGCCAAGAAACCCAUCUGACAUACAGUGUAAAAGAGAGAAGCUUGAGUAUCUGGUGGUUUCAAACCUAAACAAUCAUAUUAUUCAUAUGGCCCAAGUUACCAGAAACCUGGAGGGUUUCCUUGCCAUGUGCCCCUUGGAGGCCCUCCCUGCUCCUCUGAGAGCCCCCCAAAGGUCCCAUCCUCCCCUGAUCCCACCCUCCCCCCAAUGGACAGGGUUCCCAUGGACAGAGUCCCAGCCCUGGUUGCAAACUGUCGUUCCCAGGGGAGCCAAUCCUUGGUGUGUCUCUCCUGCAUGAGUUUGAAGGUACUGUAGUUCCCUCUGAUGACCUUUCAGCUGUUGCCCCCGAAACCACCCCAUCCCCCCCCCACCAAGGCAGGAUGUCCUAUGGGCCAUGGAGGAUAUAGAGAAAGGACACUUUAGGUAUUUAUUAUUUAUAUGUUUUAGUCAAUGACUAAUUAGUAGGUGCUGUUUUUGCAGCUUGUCAAUUAUGUUAUCUUACUAACUGAAGCUGCCUUUAUUCACUAAAGGCCCCCCACCAGCCCUUCCCCUCCCUCUUCCUCUUCUCUACCCAUGAGUGUCUCUCUCUCUCUCUGUCCCUCUCUCUCUCUGUUUCUUUCUGUGUGUCUGCCCUACAGUCUCCAUGUCCUCAGGGCAGCAGGGGUGUUGGACACCAGGAAGAGAACCCUUCAACCAGCAGCAUCCACUGGCUGACGUGGGGUAACCUGGGGAACGCUGGAGCCUCGCUUUUCCUCAUACAGGUGUUGGCCUCAUCUAGGCCUCCAAUUCUGGGGGUGCUGGAAUUCCUGAGCCAUCCCCACACCACCCCACCCCAGGCACAGGGGCAGGACUGGCUCACCAUUUGUAGAGGGAGAGCCUGGGCCGUCCCUGCUUCCUCCCUUGCUGACCUUCUUCAGCCAGUCUAACCAUGAAGCUUCAUGCAACAUGACAAAGUGACAGAGGGAAACAGGCCGCUUCCAAGCCUGGGAGGAAAAAUCAAAUCCACUUUAGGAAGAGGGUAGGCGGUCAGACCAGGCCAGGAGAGCCCAGGAGAUGGCCACUGUCAACAGUGGUUCAGGAACCUCAGAGUGGCGUUCUCAGAAAGCCCCUGUGAUCUCCAGAUGGACUUAGAAGCUUUGGGAGGCCUGAGCCACACCCUCUUCCUGCCCCUAGCUUCUGCCUCUGGCCAUUGUCCCUAUGCCUGUCAGAGCUUCCUGGGGAACCUCCUUUCACCCUCCUCACCAGGCCCCCAGGACUCGCAGUUUUCACAGAGUGAUUUGCAGUGGCUUUGAGGGCCCAGCCCUGACGCACCUCUGUGCAUAGUGUGUGCCUGCUGGCUUCCACACGGCUUUCCUGCGCCCACUGACAUGGCUGACUUUUGUCCCCACCCUGGGACAAGUGGAGAAGCUGGCUUACCCUGGGGACACUCCCACCCUGUCCCUGUCCUGGGCUUUAAUCUUCACUCCCUGAAGAGAAUUCUGGAACACUGAGCCGUCACCCAGCUGUUCCUUAAUGUCCUUUGUUUCUGGACAGAGAAUAACUGCAGAUGUUACAUUUGGUUAAAAGAGAGAGAGACAGAAUUGCAAACAAAACCUAGAAUAUUAUGAGAAAAAGUGAUCUUUUCCAGGGGAAAAUAGUUUAACUGAUUUUUUAAAUCUGCCUGAGAAUGAUUUAUGUUAGAGGCCAUUGUCUGGUAGCCUUCAGCAAUGGUUGCCUGAGGGUUUUAAAAACAGGAGACUCGGGUCUUCGGAAACCCUGUUCCAGUCCGCAGAAGCAUAGUGACUGGGGGCAGAGUCAGUGGCCAGGUCCUGGGACUUAGGGCAAACUGAAAGGUGGGACUUGGGGUCAGUUUGAGGUGGGGAAGGAAGCAUACCAUAGUCUGUGGCACACAGCCAGUGCAAUUGACAUCCGGGUGGACAGGGAAUUCAGAAGGCACUUCCUCCUCACUGGGCCCUCCCAGGCCCCACCUCCCAGGCCAUGCACGAAGCACCACGUCUGGAAGGCAGAGUGUGAGCACUUCCCAGGGCCCCCGUGUUCUGACACGCGCACCCAUUCCUCCCUUUGGAGAAAGGCCUUUCUGAUCAGAUCAGGAGUCAUUCUGACUUCAUUUCCCAGUGUUAGCUGAACUUUUAAAAAUGGAAGUGGAGUUUAGAGAAGCUGAGCAAGGCUGCACAAGCCCACAAAAGGUGCAGACUGUAGCUGCUCUGGGCAUAUGUUUGUGUUGUGUGGCCUGUGCUUUCUUCUGGUUCUCUAGUUUCCAAGUGCAAGGAGGUCACGGGCUGGAACCUGGAUCCCUUUGCGGAGAAAGUGCAGACUAGAGGAGAGCAGUAGCUGCUGGGUGUGGGGUGUGAGCAAAGACCCUUUCACAACCAGGUUCAUUGGGUAACUCAAGACCCAAGCUCCCAGGCAGCAUCUAAACGGGGUUAUACUAGAGACAGCUGUUGGCAAAGGCCCCGCCGGAUCAAAGAGGCUCCCUGUGGUCGAGGUCACAAGUGGCUGUGGGGUCCGGGACACUGACACCGAGGAGUGAAGCUGUCAGUUAGCACAGUAGGGAGUGGUGGGGACUGUGGGCUGCCGGCACACACAUGACCCGUCCGGCAGGAGCAGCUGCUGCUCAGCCCCAGCCUGGUGGUGCCUGUGAGAAUGCAGGUGCCCGCAGCAGAAUCUCCCAGUCUGAUCAGGGAAACCCGUGAUCCAGAUUUUAAUAGGAAAUCGGAUUUUUCAGUGUCAGCAGUUUUUUAGAAGAUUUUAUUUAUUUUUAGAGAGAGGGGAAGGGAGGGAGAAGGAAAGGGAGAGAAACAGCGAUGUGCAAGAGAAAGACUGAUCAGUUGCCUCUCUCACAGCCCCAACUGGGGACCAGGCCUGCAUCCGAGGCAUGUGCCCUGCCUGGGAAUCGAACCGGCGACCUUUCAGUUCACAGGCUGGCACUCAUUCCACUGAGCCACACCAGCCAGGGUGUCAGUAUCAGCAAUUUUUUUAAAGGGGGAUGGACAAAGAGAAAUCCCACAGUUCAGCCAGUGCACUGGCAGCAAGCUCACUCCAGAGAGGUGGUUUAAAAAGAGGCAGGGCAUUGCCCCAGUGAGGAGAGAAAAGCCGACAUUAAGAAAGGGCAAAAAUAAUAGCUCAUGUUGAAGUCUUAAGGGAACAGGAAUCUCUCUCUAGUCAUUUCCAUCCUAAAGAGACGGCCCCACUGAAAGGCGACCCAGGAGAACUAGCUUGUUCAGCUCUCCUUGUCCCAACACAGUUUGUGCCAAAGGGAAAAAGGAGCAGAAUUUGGAGACCUCAGUUAUCCCUUACACCUAAGGAGGUCCACACUUCCCAGGUCACAUCUUCGGGAAUUCCAUCUCACCCAGGCAGGGAGGUCAAGGACAGGGUCCAGGAGGAGAGGGUAGUGUGUAUGAACAGCCCGGCUCUCUCCAAGUCCCAGGUUCUAGGAACCAGCUUGCCACAUAUUGGAAAGCUUCUUUAGAAACGAUGCUGGAGCUGUGCUUACUCAUAGGAUGUCCUCUCAGCUUCUGCCUCAGUUACCUUAUUUUGCCCAUGGGUCUACCACAGGCGCUACCUCACUGUGUCUGCUGAGAAGUUUACCUUGAGGGGGAAUAAAGGUGGCCAAAUCUGCUUGAGCUGAAUGUACAAUCUAUGCAAAUUCUCUCUGUGUGUCUCUGUUGUCUGUCAGUCUGUCCCUCUCUCUCUCUCUCUCUCCCUCUCUCAAGUAUUAUUUCUUUUUACCUCUUAAGAUUGAGGAGGGCUUUCUUGCACCACUUGUGUCCACCCCUCAUGUUGUCUUUGGUUCUGUCCUUGCCAAGUCCACACAGGGACAUAGUGGCCCUCCCUUCCCCAUCCACUUGGCUGGGAGUUCUCCAACUGCCUCUGCCCACAGACCCCACAGGAAAGCAGGUUCUGCCCCUUGCCACCUCCAUCCCUAAUUCGUCUUCCCCAUUCCUCACUUUCCUCUGACUUACUUACCUUCUCCCCACUCCCACCCCUCCCCGCACAAGCCUUAGGUUCUCCUUUUUGAAAUGUGGCCUUAAAAUUAUUUUUGGAAAGCUGACAGCCCUUUCCCUCCCAUUUCCACCAACAUCCAAGAAGAAAGAGCCUCUUAAGCAAGGGGCGGCCAAUCUGUAGUCUGCAGAUACUUAGAAAUUGCUAAUAAAUGUCAUCUUUAGGAAAAAUAUUCUUAAAUGUUUCCUAUGGGUAAAAAGAAGGCUUGGGUGCUCAUCUAGACCUCAGCCAGUUCCUGAAGCACUCUCUCUGAGCACAUUGCUGCUGUUUAUGGGGUGGCUUCAUUGCCUGCAGAGUGCUAACUCCAGUUUUCUAACCCUCCCUUUCCCAAACACAUGGUGACUUACGUACUUCAGUCAAGGGUAAGUCAGGAGAGUUUCUCAAUUUAUCUCUUCGUCCUUCCUGCCUGGAAAGUAGUAGCAUUAAAUAUUCCCAGCAGAUGUGUCAUGUUCUCCAAGGGACCAUGAUCUCCCUACUUUCAGAGCCCCCCCUUUUCCCUUCCAUCGCUCCAGGGCUGAUGGAGGCCAAAGACAACCCAGGGUUUUCAUAGGAAAUUCACUGGAAUUGAGCGCAAUUGUCUUUGUAGUUUUUUUGUCUUGUUUUCUUAAUAUUAUUAUGUUAUCAGUAGCAUUUGGGUUUUUUUUAGAAGCCUCACAAUAAGUUAUUACCGUCCUCUUAAUUUUUUUCAAAGACAUGUGGUGAUAUAGUUUUUAAAAAUAACUAUUUUGUUAUAGAUCAUAAUAUGCAUAAAACUGUACAGAAAUAUUUUGUAAUGUAUUGAUUUUUUUAAAAAGAGAGAAUAUGUAAAUAAAGUUUUAAAAAAGAGAGAAUUCAAAUGGCACACACUGAAAGAUGUAGAUAUUUUGCUAUUUAUUUAAAGGAAUAUUUUAAGAGAUAUUAAACUAUCUGAAAUUGACCAGUAAUCAAAGCUCCAAUCACCCAAAUGCUUUUUUCUUGCAUUAGAAUGUGAUUCUCGGAAAUGAUGGCACUACCCACCCAUCUUUGCACCUUUUCUGUUUUUUUGUUUAGCAGAAAAACAACAACAAAAUUGUGCCUUAGCUGUAUUUUUUUGUCUAGGGGAGUUUGUUUCUGUCUGACAAAGCAAAAUUUUUUGCAGAAAACAGUGGAUGUAAUAAAUACUGUACCAUACCAAAAACACUGCUGGUGUACAUAGAUGCUUUCUGUCAUACUGUGUUUUCAGAUGCAGAAUUUUAAAAUUAAAAAAA
This is a messenger RNA of Artibeus jamaicensis (Jamaican fruit-eating bat), 9389 nucleotides long. RefSeq names its product xylosyltransferase 1 (gene XYLT1). The transcript has 12 exons. Lineage: Eukaryota; Metazoa; Chordata; Mammalia; Chiroptera; Phyllostomidae. The record is from RefSeq and is a predicted model, not a curated record. Bases 195 to 3062 code for a protein of 955 amino acids. Gene Ontology annotation, molecular function: protein xylosyltransferase activity. Gene Ontology annotation, biological process: heparan sulfate proteoglycan biosynthetic process; chondroitin sulfate proteoglycan biosynthetic process. Gene Ontology annotation, cellular component: membrane.